Messenger RNA from Saprolegnia diclina VS20, 1269 nucleotides. RefSeq lists its product as hypothetical. The record is from RefSeq and is a predicted model, not a curated record. The transcript is spliced from 9 exons. The coding region runs from base 41 to 1216 and encodes 391 amino acids. NCBI's taxonomy places the organism in Eukaryota, Oomycota, Saprolegniomycetes, Saprolegniales, Saprolegniaceae.
GCGCUAAAACCGGGUCGAUAACGCCCCGAUACGCGUGCCCAUGAACCAGCGCAGUGCGAUGGCCGAAGAAAAGUAUGGCACCCGCCGAGGCUGGGGCGACGAGACGACGCCAACCACCAAGUCCAAAUUUGACGCCAUGAUGGACGAGAUUGGUGACGGUUCGGACAAUGACGGCAACGAGGUAGCCCAAGCCAAGGGCUCGGCCCUCUAUGUGCGCAAAGGCUGUCGCAAAAAAGCAGACAGUGACAACGACGACGACGACGACGAUGACUCGGACGACGAUACGAUGGCCCGCGUUCGGCACGCCGCAGAUGCCAAGGAACAAUUUGGCCAUGCGUCGCCGCCCUUGUCGGUGCCGGCGAUCAGCAUGGACCUCAACGCGCUGCGCCAGUUUGUGAUGCGCGCACCGACCAAAGGCUCGGCCAGCGUUCAAUGCUACGUGGAGCGGGACAGGACCGGCACCAAUCUGCUUCGGCCCGUGUACCGCUUGUUUCUCGAAGAGAGCAAGCAGUUUUUACUCGGCGCCCAAAAACGAGUCAAGAACACAACCUCCAACUACCUCCUCUCGAUGGAUCGGUCGCCCACCAACCGGCGCAGCGGGCUCAUCGUCGGCAAGUUGCGCUCCAACUGGAGCGGGUCGCAGUACAUUGUGUUCAACCAAGGCAUGAAGCCCGGUGCCACCGCGGUCGAGUCGAAUGUGCGCACGGUGCUCGGCGUCUUGGAUUUUCAGUACGACAAGAUGGGUCCUGGGAAAAUGGCGAUUGCGAUUCCAACUGUCAACGACGCUGGCGUGCCCGUCGUCGUGCGGGACAAGUCGACCGACGAGAAAAAGGCGGGUCCGUUCCACAACACCGAGUUUUAUCGCGAUGGCAACCAUAUUCAGCUGCACAACAAGCGGCCCAAGUACGACGAGAAGGCGCGCGGGCACGUGCUCAACUUUAACGGCCGCGUCACCAUGUCGUCGGUCAAGAACUUUCAGCUCCAAUGUGACGGCCAUGGCGACGACGACGUGACGUUGCAGUUUGGCCGCGUCUCGUGCCAGCCCCCCGGCCCGAACGACCAAUGUUCUUGUCACAAGAACAUCUUCACGCUCGACUUCAAGCACCCUCUCUCGGCCGCUCAAGCUUUCGCGAUUUGCCUCGCCGCCAUGGACGGCAAGCUCGCCGACUCCAAGUCGUUCGAGACGCUCAGCGACCUCGCCAAGCGGACGCUAUAGAGAUAGUCGUCCUACUCGUAGUAUAGAUGAAGAACACGACGGCGACGCGUAUC